AUGGAGAUUGAAACCGCAGAUGUCGUGGUGUGUGGCUGUGGGCCAACAGGCGCCAUGCUAUCAGUCCUCCUCGCUAAACACGGCGUGCGCAACAUAGUCCUUGAACAGGAAGAAAGUGUUAAUACAGAUCCACGUGGAAUCGCUUUAGACGAAGACGGCAUACGCUGUCUGCAGGCUUGUGGUAUCUACGACAAGGUAUUCACAGAUAUCGGAAAAUGUAUGGGCAAGUUCGAAUUCAUCAGUGGUAUCCAUAAUGAGCUUGGUAGAGAGCCUUUCAUGGUUAUGGACUACAACACGACUGAAGGAGGAACAGGACAUCCAGGUUUCCUAUGCCACAAGCAACCAGCUAUAGAGACACAUCUGCGAUGCAAGAUGGAGCAAGCAGAACACUCCCAGCUACGACUAGGGGCAACAGUAACGUCUAUUCGAGAAGAUGCAGAAUGGACCUACAUCACUUAUGCCUCCUCGCCCACUGGACAAGAACGGCAGAUCCGCAGUAAAUUCCUCGUAGGCGCAGACGGAAAAACGGGCUUCACACGAAAGCAUUACCUCGAACCUCGCGGCAUCACCCUAGACCAAGUGACUUCGUCAGCCUACUCGCAAACCUGGGUCGCGCUAAACUGGAAGAUCUCGCUGCCCAACUCCGACACGCAUCCUGAAUUUCCGUUGUGGCGCCAGGGAUACACGCCCCAACAAGUCUACGACCUCUUCUUCCCCAACGAUUUCAGAUUCUUGUGUAAUCCGCAGCGAGCGGCUGUGUGUGGGCGUUUCGGACUGCCCGCCGACCGGCUCUGGCGGUUUGAAUUCGUGGUUUUGGAGGGUGAGGAUGGGGUGGACAUGGCUGGUCGGGAAAAGAUACAGCAAGUGGUAUACCCGUAUAUCACGCAUCCUGGAAGCAAAUAUGGUGUUGAUGGCUUCUCGGCACGGAGCUGUAAUAAGUGGGCAUUGGAUCGCGUGGCGCUCGUUGGAGAUGCGGCGCAUGUUUUCCCGCCAUUCGGGGGACAAGGCAUUGCGAGUGGGUUUCGGGAUGCAAUGGGUCUUGCCUGGCGUCUUGCUCUUUUGACCCAACCGCCUCAGUCGUAUGCCGACUCCAAACAACCUACUUGCAAUAUCAACCACCAAAGAUUGCUGCAAGGUUGGUACACAGAACGUAAACAACAACUUGACCACUCGCUCGCAUCUACCAUUGAAAACGGAGCCUAUGUCUGCGAAACGGAUCCGCUCAAGAUCUUUGUGAGGGACUGGUAUCUCUGGGGAAUGCAGUUGGUGCCGAGUUGGAAGAGAUGGCUGGAACAAGGAAAUCGAAAGGAGGGGUUGACCAGGUAUGAGUGGCAAGAGAGGGAAAACAUGGCCUUCUUACCGGGUGGGAGUGGGGGAGGGAAGAACUUCCCGCAAGUGUAUUGCGUAGGAGUAGCUGACAAGGAGGAGAAGAAGGGGGUGAGGUUCACCGACGAUGUCAUCUUCGAGCAAGGGAAAAAGAGAUUGUUCCAACUUGUUGUCUUCAUCGAUGGUGUAAUGGACGUCCAUCGCAUUCAGCCAAUGCUCAAUGAUAUUGAGUGCGUCUCAGGUGGUGUAUUGAGAGCAGCUGAAACGACAUUCUUCUUCAAGACUACGAAGAUGAUCCAAACGGGCUGGACCUUGCCUUCGAACCACUCGAAUGUCUACCGUCUAGCAACAGGCCACGAAUUUGCAGCUUCGCCACUUUGCCAAGGGCGUCCGGAGCCGCAGUACUAUGAGCCGGAUCGUAUAUGGCGGGAGUCGGGUAGCAAGCAAUUUGUUAUCCUGCGGCCUGAUCGCUUUGUUUUCGCUACUUGCAAGGAUGUGUUUGAGCUGAAGAGGGCGGCUGCUAAGUUGACGGGUUUAAUGUCUGACGGGUGGGUUGAAGGGGGUGGGUGA
Alternaria arborescens is the source of this 1896-nucleotide messenger RNA. RefSeq lists its product as hypothetical. NCBI's taxonomy places the organism in Eukaryota, Fungi, Ascomycota, Dothideomycetes, Pleosporales, Pleosporaceae. Gene Ontology annotation, biological process: 3-(3-hydroxy)phenylpropionate catabolic process. Gene Ontology annotation, molecular function: FAD binding; 3-(3-hydroxyphenyl)propionate hydroxylase activity. Bases 1 to 1896 code for a protein of 631 amino acids. The record is from RefSeq and is a predicted model, not a curated record. The transcript is spliced from 4 exons.